UAACUCAUACGGUUGACAGGCUUCAGGCCUCGAUCCGAUGUGCCCCUGGUUGCGCGUCUCCCGCCGGUUGCCUUUGCGGCAUGAUUUGGUAUUAGUAAACGGGGGUAGAUGCAUCGCAACGGUCUGCUCAAGACUCGCGCCGAGGCUUCACAUCGGUCUGUGAAGUUGCCAUCGGUGUGCAUAUGCCCAGCGGUGACCGAGGCGUGAGGAUAUGCUCCGCCAUGCUUUGCUGACGGGAGCCGGGAGCCCUAUUUGUUGGCUACAUCUGCAGUUGUCAGCGCUGGCAGAAAUUGACGUGGCCGUGGCGAUCGCUAGCCAGGUGGAGCACUCCUAUCCUUCGCAGGACACGUUUCGAUGUGGUGAUCAUCACUCAUCUUACUCGCAGGGCAGUUAUGCUUUGCCCGAAUCAGAAUGUUAUGUCCACCCACUGUACCCAGCUUUAAACCACACGGCGAGAACCGUUCUCUGUUAUGGUGCGCUUGUGUUGUCUGAUAUUGUAAUAUAUGUGCACACUGGCGCUGUGCCUUUCGGUGGUUUCUAUCACGUAAUGUGGCUGACAGAGACUCCAAUUCAUGUAGGAGGCCGGAGUGCUGUGGAGACGAAGUCGUGGCUCUUGUGCAAAACACCUGGAGGACCUGCAAACCAAGAACCAAGGAGAUCCGUUUUCUCAGGAGUCGAGCAACGGUUGGAGACCCAACAUUGAAACCGUUUCUUGUUGUCCAUCAGGGAUUAGAAAAGAGCUGGUCUGCAUACGUUAGGCAGAUUGCUUGGGUUUACCGGCAAUCAAAGCAGGACCACUAUUUGCAUAUGUUUCAAUUCGACAAGAGUAAUUUCAUGCCUGAGCUUG
This is a messenger RNA of Pseudovirgaria hyperparasitica, 847 nucleotides long. RefSeq lists its product as uncharacterized. Bases 212 to 703 code for a protein of 163 amino acids. The transcript is spliced from 2 exons. Lineage: Eukaryota; Fungi; Ascomycota; Dothideomycetes; Acrospermales; Acrospermaceae. The record is from RefSeq and is a predicted model, not a curated record.